AUGGGAGUGGGCCACAGCCAGGCAAAGCGGCGGCUCACUGGCAUCGAAUCGGAGUCCCAGCCGCCGCAGCAGCAGCAGAGCCGCGUGUCCCCAGCUCCUGGGAGGGCGACAAGAGAGGGGGCAAAGGGAGAUGGCCGCCCCGGGGGUGGAGGCCCUGGAAUGGGAGUUGAACCUGGAAGAGGGUGUCACACCGGAAGUGCCACGUGUACCGAGUGCGCAUGUGCAUGCGCCUGGUUUCCGCUAGUGACUUGCCCUCGGGCCGGCAGUCGGUGGCGCGUGCGUGCGGUGGAGGUAGCGUCACAGUCGGAGGUGGGGGCUGGAGGUUGUUUGGUGGGGGUGGCGUGUCACAGAGCCGGUCCCGCUCCGGUGGCGGCCAUGUCAGGGGGCAGGGGCGGUUGGCCCCCUAACGCCGGGCCUGGCGCCCCACCGGCCUGCCUCAACGGCCCUUUGAUGAAUCAACGCCCUUCAGUCCCCAUUGAGCAAGGAUAUAGAGUGGUUCCACCAGCACCAUAUUCACAGCAACAGCCAGCAAAGAACUUUCCACACCUUGGCACUGAACAGCAUCUUAGUAAUUUUCAGACCUUUGGGCAGACUGCCAGCAGACCUCUACUAAAUGCUACCCAUUUACAGAAGGGUUCUUCUGCUGAUGGACAAAACGUACCUAUGGCUGCAUAUCCAGGUUCUUACUCAAGAAUGCCCCAUCCUUCUCAAGGUUCAUUUACACCUCCAGUGUCGAGCAGCGUUCUCCCUGGAGUCUCAGUCCUUCCACAGCCUAGCUGGCAAUAUAGUCCUCAGCAACAGCCCCAUCCUAUCAGUCAGCUUCCAGGAGUGCAAGCAAACCAUGUAAUUCCAGCUGCAGGGACUGGUCAGGGGCGAUCAACUUCUGAGCCCUUGACCAACACCUAUGGAAGUGUUGGUCCAAAGCCAGCGAUGGGUAAUCAAUAUGAAAAUACACUUGGAGGAUCUUUUGGACAGAACUACACAAACCAAGGUAAGUCAGAAUUUAUGCUUCUGUUUCCCCAAUACUGA
This is a messenger RNA of Rhincodon typus (whale shark), 1029 nucleotides long. RefSeq lists its product as uncharacterized. NCBI's taxonomy places the organism in Eukaryota, Metazoa, Chordata, Chondrichthyes, Orectolobiformes, Rhincodontidae. Bases 1 to 1029 code for a protein of 342 amino acids. The transcript is spliced from 4 exons. The record is from RefSeq and is a predicted model, not a curated record.